GAGGAAACAGUUCUGAUCCAGUUUAUUCCAUGAAAUCAGACUGGUGGUGAGCGCUAUGAGGCAGUGAGAUCACAUUGAAUUUCGAUUUUGUUGCUUAAUACGUUUAUAAACCCACAACCGAACAGUCACAUCAGAAACAUGUGGUUCAGGUUUCGUUUUCAUCUUCCGAAAGGUGUGUGACUUUCAUCAAGCCUUUCACCCGUCAAUUCGGAGGAUUCCUCCCCGUCCGUCGAUUCGUUUCGACCAGGCAAUGACAACGGCCCCAGCAACCCCGCAGCAGAUGAGAGACCGGCUGCUGCAGGCCAUCGAUAGCCAGAGCAAUAUCUGCAACAUGGUGGCAGUAUUGGAUGUGAUCACCAAUUUGGAGAAAUUCCCCAUCACCAAAGAAGCACUUGAGGAAACUCGACUAGGAAAACUGAUCAAUGAUUUAAGGAAGAAAACAAAAAAUGAAGAUUUAGCGAAACGUGCCAAGAAACUUUUGCGCACCUGGCAGAAGCUUAUCGAGCCGGGCCAGAAUGACACGCCUACUCGGUCAGCACCGGGAACCCCGGGCUCUGCCAACGGCGGUGCCCACUCAUGCAGAACAGACAUCAUGCCACCGACUGUGCCGCCGCCAGGCAAGAUGGGCCCCGAGCUCAAAAAUCGACACGACAUCCACAACACCUACUCCCCCAAAGCAGAGAAGUCGAGCAGCCGCAAGCGCAAGGAGGAGCACAGGGACGCUCUCCACCCGCCUGCUAAAAUGUCCAAAACCUCUGCUGUGUACGAGCAGAUGUCUUCCUGUACCCCACCGCCAACCAACGGAAUCGGAGGCAGUCCAGAGACUCAGCCAGAGAGGGACACCCUGCAGCCCUCUGACAGGAACCGCACUGAGCACCUUGAGAAUGACAGACACUGCAAAAUUCCCGUCAACGCUGUUAGGCCUCACUCUAGCUCCCCGGGGCUAACCAAACUACCUAGCACUUCGUCCCUGAUCAAGACUGCUGUCCUACAGCAGCAUGCCCAAAUGGAAGGUGGCGGUAUCGGUGGUGGAGGACCGCAUCAGCCCAAAAGCCCUCGCUACUCCUCUCACAGUCCCCGCAGCGCAACACAAGAGAUACUCUCCAAAAGGUCCUCAACUUCCGCCCCUAAGGAGAGUCUCUCAAGCCCAUCGCAAAGCUCUGCCCAAGUGCCCUCUCCCUCGCCCCUCUUGCAGUCGUCACUGUCCCCAGCCACAGAAUGUUUUGUUGAGGAGCACUCUCCUGCACGACAUAAACCCUCCCUGCACUUGCACAGCUCCUCAGAGCCGGCCUUCCCUCCCCAACACAGCACUGUAACGCGAGAGCCUCACACGGGCUCUUUGCUUGCCUCGCAUAUUCACAAAACCGAAGCCUCCGACACUCACAGACACAGCCUUCCUGCGGAGCCAGGUGCAGCCGAGUGUGAAGGUGUGACCUCAGGUCCCGAGGGCAAAAGGAUAAAAAAGUACAGGUCUAGAGACUACGUGGUGAACCUUCAAGGGCAGCCUUUAGAUGACAAGACAAAGCCAGUGCGCUUAAAAGAGCGACGGUUGACUUUUGACCCCGUGACGGGUCAGAUUAAACCCCUCACCCCAAAGGAGUCCCACCACGAGGAGGAGAUCCCAUUGCCGCCUCCUGUCCGAGUCGAGUCCCAGCCGCAAAACCCCCCCGCGGCCCCUGCUCCCAACCCCUACUCCCAACAGACAAACUGGAAAGAGCUGUCCAGGAACGAGAUUAUCCAGUCGUACCUUAACAUUCAGAGCAAUGUGCUGACCUCCUCUGGGGCGCAGACCCACGGAGCCCACUUUUUCAUGUCGGAAUAUUUGAAACGAGAGGAGCAUGACACGAGGGAACCCCGAAAGACCCACGUGUUGAUGCCCAGCGACUCUCAAACAGACCUGCCUGGUGUAACCAGAGAGGUGUCUGAGGAGGACCUCCACAGAGUGCACACAAAUCAUUGGCACGGGGUUAAUGGUUGUAAUGAUACCAUGGGCGCCUGGUUUGAUUGGACAGAGUGCAUACCCUUGGAUCCGCACGGAGACGAGGGUAAAUUGAACAUCUUGCCAUAUGUCUGCCUAGACUGAGAGAACUGGGCUGUUGCCUAGACUGAGAGAACUGUUUCUUGUGUUUUUUUUGUUUUUUGUUUUUUUUUGUCUUCAUGAAAAAGUGACAAGUCAUUGAUUGUAUUUACUGUGAUCUGGAAAUACCACAACUUCAGUUGGUUCCCUCUUGCCUCCCUUGUGUUUGUCAAUCAGAACGGUGGAAUCAGGGGCUCAGUGUGUAGAGGUGGCAGGUUGUGAUUUUCCACACAUGGUUUUGCAAAGGCACUCCAUUACAAAGUGCUGCUAGAAUUACAGGCAAAGGGGUCUAUAGAAAUACAGAUUGGGUUUAGUUGGCCAGUUAUUGCACGGGUGCCUGGGACAGCAGUCAAGGUUUAUGACAAGCACAGGUAAGGAUGGAAGUGUCCAGCAAGCCGGAAAGAAUUUAACUUGUUUGGAAGUUACAAGAAGCUUUAUGUGACUUAAAAAAAAAUAAUAAAUUAUAAUUUUUCUUAUCA
Clupea harengus (Atlantic herring) is the source of this 2556-nucleotide messenger RNA. RefSeq names its product cofactor required for Sp1 transcriptional activation, subunit 7 (gene crsp7). NCBI's taxonomy places the organism in Eukaryota, Metazoa, Chordata, Actinopteri, Clupeiformes, Clupeidae. Gene Ontology annotation, cellular component: mediator complex; core mediator complex; nucleus. The record is from RefSeq and is a predicted model, not a curated record. Gene Ontology annotation, biological process: positive regulation of gene expression; regulation of transcription by RNA polymerase II. Gene Ontology annotation, molecular function: transcription coregulator activity.